Messenger RNA from Hyla sarda, 1036 nucleotides. RefSeq names its product fat storage inducing transmembrane protein 2 (gene FITM2). The transcript has 2 exons. The record is from RefSeq and is a predicted model, not a curated record. Gene Ontology annotation, biological process: lipid droplet organization; lipid storage; phospholipid biosynthetic process. Gene Ontology annotation, cellular component: endoplasmic reticulum membrane. NCBI's taxonomy places the organism in Eukaryota, Metazoa, Chordata, Amphibia, Anura, Hylidae. Bases 43 to 825 code for a protein of 260 amino acids.
AGAUGUCACGUGUUUUGUGACAGCUGGCUGCCUAGGCCUAGUAUGGAGCUCCUGGAGGCUUUCGCGUCGUGGAUAAGGAGAAGUUGUUUCAAUGAGACUUCCCGCAGACACGCCGCAUUGGUCCUGGCGGCCACGUCUCUAGUCGGCUCCCUGGUGAAGGAGCAAUGGCCUCUGCCCGACUCUUACUUCAAUAACAAGAAGAACGUCCUGAACGUGUAUUUCGUCAAGGUCUCCUGGGGAUGGACGUUCCUCUGUCUUCUCCCUUUUAUUGCCUUGACCAGCUUCUUAGCUACGAGGAGCCUGGGUGCAGUUUUCCGCAGGCUGGGCGCCCUCCUGGUUGGGACCAUCAUCUGGUUUACCUGCACAAACUUCUUCAUGAUGAUUGAGAAUGUCACCGGCACGUGUUAUAACUCCUCAGCGAUGCUGGUGAUCAGGGAAGAGCUUACAGAUAAGCGGGAUUGUAUCACCAGCGGAGGCUUCUGGGGAGGCUUUGACAUAUCGGGACAUUCGUUCUUACUGCCCUACUGCACCCUGAUGAUUCUGGAAGAAGCCAUCGUUGCCCACCUGGUCCGCCUUGAGAAGUCCUGGCAGAAGCAUCUUAUUAACAUACUGACUUUGUCGCUAGCGUUUCUGGCUUCAGUGUGGACUUUAAUGUUUUUUUUAACCUCCAUUUAUUUUCAUGAUUUGGCGCAAAAACUCCUUGGGACCAGUUUUGGAAUUUUUGGCUGGUACGUCACCUACAGGUGGUGGUACCUGAUGCCAUAUUCCCCAGGACUUCCUCCGAGAUCUGCUACCAAAGAGGGGAAGCGAGGCUACAGUAAAUGAUGGCAUCUUAAUGUGCCGAGUGAUACAAGAAACACUUCCCCCUAAAAAUUCAGUUUUAGCUGUUCCUGGGACAGCUGGGUGACUGCCAGUGUUGCCAGCAUUACACCCAUCUUUCCCAGACUCUUAAAGAGGUACUGCUCUAGAAAACUUUUUAUUUUUAUUUUUUUUUAACCAACUGGCUCCAGAAAGUUAAACAGAUUUGUAAAUGACU